AAAACACACCUUCAUAUUCUUGUUUCUUUUCAUUUGUGAAUUUUGUGACUGUGUGUGUGUGUGUGAAGUGAUAAUCGAAACAAAGCCUAAUUUUCAGGAAAGCAUAUAAAAUUAGAAUUAUUGCGAAAUAAAGAAAUUGUGAUAGACGACAAAUCGUUAUACAGUUAUUUUAUUGUGUUGUGCUCGUGCUAGAUCUGAGUGAAAUGUGGUCGAUGACAGUGUAAAACGGGUGCUACAAUUGACAUACUACCAGCGAAGUGCCGUUCCACAUAAAAUAUAACAAAUUAUGUUAUUGUAAAUAACAUCAUAUUGUAAAUUAAAUCACUACAUGUAUACACUGUGAUCUUGACAAGUGAUAGGCUAUUUUUUUAUACUAAACCAACUUGGAUGAGUUGUGUGAGGUGUUAGUGCAAUCUUUUUAUUUAUGCGACAUUGCUAGUUAGAAUGAGCUCUAUUAGCGUCAGGCCUCCGCCCCCGUUGAAGCAAAUCGAUCUGGAUCAGAUAUGGGGCGACCUCCGGGAAGGUAUCGAGCAGGUGUACAAGAGACAGCACAUGGUGAAACAGAGAUAUAUGGACUUGUAUACUCACGUAUACAACUACUGCACGUCGGUGCACCACCAGCCCGCGGCCGGCAGCAGGGUUAGCUCCAACAACAAUGGCAGCAGGAACAACUACGGGGGGAAAAAACAGAGCGGGCAGGUACAAGGCGGAGCUCAGUUGGUUGGCCUCGAGCUGUACAAGAGACUGCGCGAGUUCUUACGGAUUUAUCUCAUCAAUCUGCUCAAGAACGGCGCAGACCUGAUGGGGGAGGAUGUCCUGGCGUUCUACACGAAGCAAUGGGAGGAGUACCAGUUCUCAUCACGCGUGCUCAAUGGAGUGUGCUCCUAUCUCAACCGGCAUUGGGUCAAGCGCGAGUGUGAGGAGGGCCGCAAGGGCAUCUACGAGAUCUACCAACUGGCGCUGGUGACGUGGCGAGACAACCUGUUCAAAUGCCUCAACAAGCAGGUCACCAACGCGGUGCUCAAGCUGAUCGAGCGGGAACGCAACGGGGAGACAAUCAAUACGCGACUCGUUUCUGGAGUAAUCAACUGCUACGUAGCUCUAGGCCUGAACGAGGAAGACCCGUCAGCGCGCGGUCAGAACCUCGCCGUCUACAAGGACACCUUCGAGGCUGUCUUCUUAGAGGACACGGAGCGGUUCUACACGCGCGAAAGCACUGACUUUUUGAGGAAUAACCCCGUCACUGAGUACAUGAUCAAGGCAGAACAGCGCCUGCAGGAAGAGAAGCGUCGCGUCCAGGUGUACCUACACGAGACGACGAUGGAGCGGCUCGCCAAGACCUGUGACCGUGUGUUAAUCGAGAAGCACCUCGAGAUCUUCCACGCUGAGUUCCAGAAACUGUUAGACGGCGAUAAGAACGCGGACCUCGGUCGUAUGUACGCGCUGGUGGCGCGCAUACCCGACGGGCUGGUGGAGCUGAGGCUGCUGCUGGAGCAACACAUCCACGCCCAGGGCUUGCAGGCCAUCGACAAGUGCGGCGACGCCGCUCACACUGACCCGAAGGUGUACGUGUCCACCAUCCUGGAGGUGCACAAGAAAUACAACGCGUUGGUGUUGGUAGCCUUCAACAACGACUCUGGCUUCGUGGCCGCCCUCGACAAGGCGUGCGGCAGAUUUAUCAACAGCAACGCGGUGACGAAAGCGGCGAAUUCGUCUUCGAAGAGCCCCGAACUGCUGGCGAAGUACUGCGACAUCCUACUCAAGAAGUCCAGCAAGAACCCUGAGGAGGCAGAGCUCGAAGACACGCUCAACCAAGUGAUGGUUGUGUUCAAAUACAUAGAAGACAAGGACGUGUUCCAGAAGUUCUAUUCUAAGAUGCUCGCCAAGCGGCUCGUCCAACAUAUGUCCGCCAGCGACGACGCAGAGGCUUCAAUGAUCUCAAAACUGAAACAGGCUUGCGGGUUCGAAUACACAAGCAAACUACAGAGAAUGUUCCAGGACAUAGGCGUCUCAAAGGACCUGAACGAGAACUUCCGCAAGCACAUGUCCAACAGCUGUGAGCAGCCGCUGCACAUCGACUUCAGCAUCCAGGUGCUCUCGUCCGGCUCCUGGCCCUUCCAGCAGUCCUCGUCCUUCCAGCUGCCCACCGAGUUGGAGCGUUCAGUACACCGGUUCACGACGUUCUACUCGUCACAGCACUCCGGCCGCAAGCUCAACUGGCUCUACAACAUGAGCAAGGGAGAGCUCGUCACCAACUGCUUCAAGAACAGAUACACCCUGCAAGCGAGUACCUUCCAAAUGGCGGUACUACUUCAAUACAACGAGAACACAUCAUGGUCGGUGCGUCAGCUCGAACAACACACCGGCAUCAAGGGAGACUUCCUUAUACAGGUGCUGCAAAUCCUAUUGAAAGCGAAACUGCUAGUCUGUGCCGAGGAUGAGGCCGAGCUGACCGAGAACUCCGUCGUCGACCUCUAUGUGCAGUACAAGAACAAAAAGUUGCGCGUGAACAUCAACAUCCCCCUGAAGACGGAACUGAAGGUGGAACAGGAGGCCACGCACAAACACAUCGAGGAGGACCGCAAGAUGCUCAUACAGGCGGCGAUCGUGAGGAUAAUGAAGACCCGUAAGACGCUGAAGCACCAGCAUCUGGUAGUGGAGGUGCUCAACCAGCUGUCCUCGCGGUUCAAGCCGCGCGUACCUGUCAUCAAGAAAUGCAUCGAUAUACUGAUAGAGAAGGAGUAUUUGGAGCGCACGGAAGGCGAAAAGGACACCUACAGCUACCUGGCGUGAUUGCGACACUAUAUCAUACUACAAUAUAGCGAUAUUAUGUAAUA
Molecule: messenger RNA, 2837 nt
Organism: Pectinophora gossypiella (pink bollworm)
Lineage: Eukaryota; Metazoa; Arthropoda; Insecta; Lepidoptera; Gelechiidae
Gene: Cul1
Product: cullin-1
Exons: 21
Coding region: 445-2793 (782 amino acids)
Biological process (GO): protein ubiquitination; SCF-dependent proteasomal ubiquitin-dependent protein catabolic process
Cellular component (GO): SCF ubiquitin ligase complex
Molecular function (GO): ubiquitin protein ligase binding
Source: RefSeq, a predicted model, not a curated record